Messenger RNA from Phycomyces blakesleeanus NRRL 1555(-), 2967 nucleotides. RefSeq lists its product as hypothetical. The transcript is spliced from 5 exons. Gene Ontology annotation, biological process: valyl-tRNA aminoacylation. The coding region runs from base 1 to 2967 and encodes 988 amino acids. Gene Ontology annotation, molecular function: aminoacyl-tRNA deacylase activity; valine-tRNA ligase activity; ATP binding. Lineage: Eukaryota; Fungi; Mucoromycota; Mucoromycetes; Mucorales; Phycomycetaceae. Gene Ontology annotation, cellular component: cytosol. The record is from RefSeq and is a predicted model, not a curated record.
AUGGCUUCCAACCCAAAAGAGGAAACACAAGCACCCCCUGCUGUCGUUGAAGACGCUGCCGCCGCCGCUGCCGCUGCCGCAAAGAAGGCUAAGAACGAGGCCAAGAACGAAGAGAAGAGACUUGCCAAGCUUGCCAAGUUCCAAGCCAAGCAAGCCAAGAAGACCGCUGCUGCUGAGACUGAGGUGAGCGAGAAGAAGAAGAAGAAGGCUGCCAAAGCUGCUCCCGCCCCGGCUUUUGUCAACACCACCCCCAAGGGAGAGAAGAAGGACAUGUCCACUCCUAUCGCAAACGCCUACGAUCCUAACGCUGUAGAGUCUGCAUGGUACGAGUGGUGGCUCAAGGAAGGUUUCUUUGAACCUGAACUUACUGAGGAUGGCAAGAUCAAGCCCGAGGGUUUGUUCGUUGUCCCUGCUCCUCCUCCAAAUGUUACCGGCUCCCUUCACAUCGGACACGCCCUUACUGUGGCUAUUCAGGAUACUUUAAUUCGCUGGAACCGUAUGUUGGGCAAGACUGUCUUGUUCAAUCCAGGAACCGAUCACGCUGGUAUCUCUUGCCAGUCUGUAGUUGAGAAGAAGCUCUGGAAGGAUCAUAAGAAGACUCGUCAUGACUUGGGUCGUGAGGCCUUUAUUGAUGAAGUCUGGAAAUGGAAGGAGAAAUUCGGUAACAGAAUUUACGAGCAGUUCUACCGUCUUGGUGCUUCGUACGACUGGGGCCGAGUUGCUUUCACCAUGGAUCCUAAAUUAUCUUAUGCUGUACGCGAGAACUUUGUUCGUCUCCAUCGUGACGGUACUAUUUACCGCGCCAACCGUCUUGUCAACUGGUGUGUGCACCUCAACACCGCCCUUUCCAACCUCGAGGUUGACAACAAAGAACUUCCUGGUCGCACCCUUAUGAACGUUGCUGGCUACGAUCCCAAGGAAAAGUUUGAAUUUGGUGUUCUCAAUGAGUUUGCUUACGAAGUUGAAGGAUCAAAUGAGCGUAUCGUUGUUGCUACUACCCGUAUUGAAACCAUGCUUGGUGAUACUGCUAUUGCCGUCCACCCCACUGAUUCUCGUUACACUCACUUGCACGGCAAGUUCGUAAAGCAUCCCUUCAUCGACCGUCGUAUUCCCAUCAUUACUGACGAAAUUGCUGUCGAUAUGUCUUUCGGUACUGGUGCUGUCAAGAUGACCCCCGCUCACGAUUUCAACGAUUAUGAAGUCGGCAAGCGUCACAACCUCGAAUUUAUCAACUUGCUCAACGAUGACGGUACCUUUAACGAUAAUGCUGGUCCCUACGCUGGUAUGAAGCGUUUCCACGUUCGUACAAAGAUUAUUGAAGAUCUCAAGGCCAAGGGUCUUUUCGUUGGUGUAAAGGAAAACCCAAUGGCUGUACCCGUGUGCUCCAAGUCUGGUGAUGUUAUUGAGCCUUUGAUGAAGCCCCAGUGGUGGGUUAACUGCAAGCCCAUGGCUGCCGCUGCCAUGAAGGCUGUUACUGACGGUGAGCUCAAGAUUUCUCCCAAGGUCUCUGAGGCUGAUUGGUUCCGUUGGUUGGGUAACAUUCAGGACUGGUGUAUCUCUCGCCAGUUGUGGUGGGGUCACCGCGUUCCCGUUUACUUUGUCAACAUCGAGGGUGAAGAAAACGACGCUUCUGACAACCAUUUCUGGGUUAGUGGUCAAGAUGAGGCUGCUGCCAAGGUCGAGGCCGAGAAGCGCUUCCCAGGAAAGAAGUUCUCAUUGGAACAGGAUCCCGAUGUUCUUGAUACUUGGUUCUCAUCUGGUCUCUGGCCUUUCUCCAUCAUGGGCUGGCCCGAAAACACAGAUGAUAUGCAGAAGUACUAUCCCUCUUCGCUCCUCGAGACCGGUUGGGAUAUUCUCUUCUUCUGGGUCGCACGUAUGGUCAUGUUGGGUAUUAAGCUUACUGGCAAGGUUCCCUUUAAGGAGGUCUUCUGCCAUGCCAUGAUUCGUGAUGCUCAUGGCCGCAAGAUGUCCAAGACUCUUGGUAAUGUCAUUGAUCCCGUCGAUGUUAUUGAGGGUAUCAGUCUUGAUGGACUUUACCAAAAGUUGCUUGAUGGUAACCUUGAUCCCAAGGAAGUUGCCACAGCUAAGGCUGGUCAGAAAGCAGAUUUCCCCAAGGGUAUCCCUGAGUGCGGUACUGAUGCUCUCCGUUUCGCUCUUUGCGCUUAUACCACUGGUGGUCGCGACAUCAACCUUGAUAUUCUCCGUGUUGAGGGUUACCGCAAGUUCUGUAACAAGCUCUGGAACGCUACUCGCUUCGCCCUGAUGAAGCUUGGAGAUGAUUUUGUCCCUACUGCCGAUACCACCUUGACCGGUUAUGAGUCUCUUACUGACAAGUGGAUUCUCCACAAACUCAACAACGCCGCUAUUGAAACCAACAAGGCAUUGGCCGAGCGUAGUUUCAAGAAUGCCACUGAUGCUGUAUACCAGUUCUGGCUGUACGAUCUGUGCGAUGUCUACAUUGAAGUCAUUAAGCCCAUCUGUGAUGCCGAUACAACUGGCAACCCUGCUGCUGCCAAUGCCAAGUUGGCUGCUCAAAACACACUUUAUACCUGUCUUGAGGCUGGAUUGAAGCUUAUGCACCCAUUCACACCCUUUGUUACUGAGGAGCUUUACCAACGCCUUGUCCGCCGUUCCGGAGACAAGGUCAAGUCUAUCACCAAGGCUUCUUACCCCGUUGAGAACAAAGACUAUUUCAACGAGGAAGCCGAGAAGAGCUUUGACAAUGUGUUCGAGGUUAUUAAGGUUAUCCGUAGUUUGGCUGUCUCUCAGAACAAGAAGAAGGAUGGCGAGGUAUAUAUCCAGACUAAGGAUGACAAGCUCGCUUCUUUGUUAGAAAAGGAGAACUUGGCUGUCCUCACCCUCUGCAAGGGUAUUAAGGAGGUCAAGGUCCUCAAGGACUCCAAGGUACCAGAGGGUUGUGUUUCGGCUGAUGUUCCCAACAAGGCCACUGUCUGGUUGCGCAUCUAA